AUGUGCGCUAAGCGGCAGCAACAUGACAUUGCGAGUUCACAAGGCGACACAGUGAGUUCACAACAUGACACGGCGAGCUCCCAACAUGACAUGGCAAGCUCCCAACACGACAAGAGUGAGAGUGAAGAAGCAGAUGAUGACAGCGAUCAGACCAAUUUUGAUGGGACUGACUCAAGUUUGAGCGACUUCAAAGACCCCAAAUCUAUUGUGAAGACGCUAUCAACAGAGAUUCCGAGUUUUGUCUCAAGUACCAAGGCAAAGAACCAAGCGGUAACUGUGGACAAGCAGUUUGCACGUGCUCGCAAACGAGCAACAGAGACACCUAUGUGGGCAGAUGAUCUCCUCAGUGAAUCAGAAGAGUCUCGUGAUGAACCGGCACCCAAGUCUGACUCAGAUACUAGUAUCUUUGUGAAGUCAGAGCAAGAUUCAUCUGAUGCUGAGCGCAUGGGUAGUGAAUCAUCUUCACGCCACUCCGGAUCCUCAAAUGCAAAGCUCAUCCUAACCGAUAAUGGGAAGGUGAAGAACGGGAAGGUCGAAGCUCGCGUACCACUGUUUCGUGGUGAACUCAAGGACGACGCUUGCAGUCAAGUAACUGCCUACUUUUGUUUAGGAUCUGAUAGCGCUGCCUCUGCUAAACUCUUCAUCGAUAACCACAGCUACCACUAUUCCAUGCAGUUCAGUGACGACAACACCCCAAAACCAGUGCGACACAAACCUUACCAGGGCAAUAUCAUCAUGAACAUUAUGAAGGGUUGCUAUUUCAACGGAUCAAAGUCAGUCAGUGGCGUAUUUGCACAUAAAUUUACUGAAAUCAUGAAGAACAAAGCCAAUCGGCCUGAGGUCUCCAUCCCUAUGGUCACUUUGACCAGUACUUUGGUGUACGUGGCAUUCUUUUGGAAGGCCCAGAGCUCUCCGCCUAAGUUCAACUUCAUGGGGAACCAGUUUAGCAAAGUCUAUGUCUUCCAUGUGCAAUUUCUUGAGGAUCUAAAGAAGAACACACCACAGAAAUUCCACAAACUCAUGGCGGACAUUUUGCUGCAAUAG
Molecule: messenger RNA, 1044 nt
Organism: Suillus plorans
Lineage: Eukaryota; Fungi; Basidiomycota; Agaricomycetes; Boletales; Suillaceae
Exons: 9
Coding region: 1-1044 (347 amino acids)
Source: RefSeq, a predicted model, not a curated record